GUCGCUAUGGAAACUGCGUUACGCUCCAGGCGGCCGAGGGAGAGAAAACAAGAGCGCGAGGAGUCGUUUCACUCCUCAUUUCAGCACCACGCGCCUCCCGGACAGCGACCGAAUGAACUCGCGCGCAGAUUCGAGCGUCGAGUGCCUUAUGAGGGACAGAGCCGAAUCAGCACACAAGUCCAGCCGAGGUGGAGUGAGACGUUAGAAAGCACACACGAACUUUUCCGAACCUGUAGCUCGGUGGACUCUCAAGGUUUUAUUCCAGGCGGGAGUCAGGAGCUAGUCGCUCCCUCAGACAACACAGCAACAGGGAAAGCAGUAUGUCUGAAAAGAAACCCAGCCAGCGGUUUCACAGCCUGAACACUGAGCAGGUGGAGCUUCUGCAUCAGGUGCUUUCAGAAGUGGUCCCCAUCCACGGUCGGGGGAACUUUCCCACGCUGGAGCUGCGGCCGCGUGAUAUUAUCAUAGCAGUACGGGCCAGGCUGCAGAAGCAGGGAAUCACGGUCAGAGAUGUCCGUUUGAAUGGCUCCACGGCCAGCCACGUCCUGGUGCGGGACAACGGGACGAGCUACAAAGACCUGGACAUCAUCUUUGGAGUGGACCUGCCAAGUCAGGAGGAGUUCCAGGUGAUAAAAGAGUCUGUGCUGGGCUGCUUGCUGGACUGCCUGCCCACAGGGGUCAACAAGGAGCGGAUCAGCAGCGCCACAAUGAAGGAGGCCUACGUUCAGAAAAUGGUCAAAGUUUUCAACGAACACGACCGCUGGAGUCUUAUCUCAUUGUCAAACAACAGCGGGAAAAACCUAGAGCUCAAAUUUGUGAGUGCUCUGAGGCGCCAGUUUGAGUUCAGUGUGGACUCUUUCCAGAUCAUCCUAGACCGACUUCUAGAGUCCUACAUGCAGCAGAACUCCAUGCACAAAUUAAAUGCUGUUAAUCUGAAGGACCAGCCUGCAGAAAGUGGGAAUGAUUCCUUUUUGCCUGAGUCCAAUCAGAGCUCUGCUAUAGAGGCAGAGAAGUCCACUGUCCACUCAUCCAAUGAACCAGGGGGUCCACUAAGCAGGACACAGCAGAGGGACGAAGUGCAUGAAAAAGAGUCUCAGACAGAAUUUUCACCGCAAGCUGAACAUUCAGAAGAAACCAAAGGCGAUGAGGCCAAAGCAGCUGCAGAGCUCGACAUUUCUGAGAUCAAAGAAGACCCGAAUGAUAAAGAACAAAGAACUCUGAACAUUGGGUCAGAAAAGAAACAAGCUUCCGAGGAAUCCGAGACACUGGUUCACACUGAAGCUAAACAAGACUCUGAGCUGCUAGAUCAGUCUGAGCCAUCAAAGGCAGCUGAUGAGUUAGAGGAAAUGAAGCACGAUGACAGCCAUCAACCAACAGGUUCAAAUCUCAAGGAACUGUGUGUCCAGCAAGAAUUGGCUAACGACACGAAACCGCCUGACGAAAAGAGAGAAAUCGCAGGGCAGAUGGAACAUUCUGAUACGCCUAAUGCUUCUAAAAUAACUCCGGCAGAGUGUCUAAACCUUGCAGAGGAGCCUCGCAGCACAGAGCAAUCUGAUAAAACAGACUUAUCUAAGCAUUUCAUAGAGGAUCAGAGAAGCAAUGAGGCAGAUAACACUCAACACGUGUCUGCCUCAGACACAUGCACGUCGUCUUCAUGUGCAAAGAUAGAGACACGGUUAGAGGAAACAGAGAACAGGGAGCAGAUUGAAGCCGAAAGGGAGAGUGAUACAAAAACGUGUGAAAUCACACAGGAGUUUUCAGCAUCAGAGGAGAAACAUUUAGAAGACACACAGAGUAUUGAUUGUUCCUGCUCCACCUCUUCCACUCUUCCACUCAGCAGCACACAGCCCACUGACACAGAGAAUACACCAGAGAUUGACGACACACAAUCCACAGGUAACUCAGAGAAAACAGCUAGCCCUCCCGAUCCUGUCAGCCCAGCAGAUACUCAGGAUAGUUUACCUACACCACCUGGCCUUGUUUCUGACAAAAAGACCUCCUCGCUUCCCACUGCUAAGGUCUCUGACAGACUGUCUCACAUGGUGGUGCUCAAACACUCUUCUCCAAAACCCCCUCGGCGGAUGUGUAGAAAGGUUACGUCGAAUGCUCACCCCAACCGAGUGUCUGAAAGUGAGCUUCUUGUUGCAACCUUUAUAGAUUUAAACCAAUGUCCUACAAGUGAACCCAACAAAGACCUUGAUUCGAAGCCAGUGAUUCCCAUUUCAAACCCUGCAACCAUCCAAAUAACAAGCAUUUCUCUCAAAAUAAACUCUGGACCUGAACUUGAUCUUUCGAGUUGCCCAUCUUUAAACUCUGACCUUACCUCAGCUCCUGAUCCAGACCCUGAGAUAACAUUACCAUCACCUCUAGAUCCCACAUCUUUGUUACCUCAAGAAAUAUCUUCCUCUAACAUGGACACAACCGAUUUGUGCGAAACAAGUCUGAAAGAGACAUUAAACACUCCUGCGACAUUCGAUGAGCAAAGUCAGUCCUGCGCGAAUGAAAUGGUCUUUGAACCUAAACAGUCUGAACCUCUUGACUCGGUGGAAAUACCCAGCUCCUACACCCAUGAUCCGGAGGAACCAGCUGAAGAAGUUCCAGAGAUAAACUUGGACCAAUCAAACGCCACUUCACAAGAAACUACUCUAGAUUUACCUCUGUCUUCCCAUGGUGUCAUCCCACCAGUACUCAGCCUGUCUCCUCCUCACUUCGCACCCUCACCCCCAUGCCCCAGUCCUCCGCCAUGUUUGACUCCCCCAUCUCCAAUGUUAAGCACCAUGAGCCCUAUGAGCUUUUGCUCCCCACCCCAGAGUUUCAGCCCAACUUCGUCUUGCCUCAGCUCACCUCCUUACCUCACUCCUCCUAUGCUCAGCCUUAGCCCUCCGCCAAACUGUCCAACCCCACCGUCCCCGUGCCUCAGCCCUCCCCUCCUCUGCUUCACCCCACCAAUGGAGUCUGGGGAUUUUUUACCUCAGGAGUCUUCGGAUACAGAGUCUUUCAUGUUAAAUGCAGACAAGACAGAACACGACAAACUGUCCGCGCCUCAGUCAGGAGAUUCUCCCGCACAGUUGGAGGAGAAAAAGGAACAUGGUUAUAUCUCCUCUUUACCUCAGGUUGUUGAGCCUGUUUCUUUUCCAAUCGCAAUUCCAAGCGCCACCUCACCGGUUCUGCCUCAACCUCAGUCCGAGGAUACGGCGGUACCAAACCCUCCAAAAGCCACAGAAGCAUCCAUCACUGUGCCUGAAGAUAAAGACGUUUCUAAAGCUGCCCCAGACCUGUCUGAACUGUGCAGUCCCCCUCAAGCAUCUGACUCAGUGCCUGCGGUGGAGAUCUUGGCAGAGAGCAUGUAUGGGGACUUUGAGGCAGCAAUGGACCACCUGCGCUAUCGGCUGAUUGCCACCAGAAACCCUGAGGAGAUCAGAGGUGGCGGCUUGUUGAAAUACAGCAACCUGCUGGUCAGAGACUACCGGCCAGCCAGCGAGACUCAGAUAAAGACACUGGAGCGCUACAUGUGCUCGCGCUUUUUCAUCGACUUCCCUGAUGUGCAGGAGCAGCAGAGGAAGAUCCUAUCCUACUUAAAGAACCACUUCAUCGGCGAGGAGAGGAGUAAGUACCAGUACCUGAUGACCCUUCGGCGGGUCAUCGAUGACAGCACGGUGUGCCUGAUGGGACACGAACGGCGUCAGACUCUGAACAUGAUCACGGUUCUCGCUCUGAAGGUUCUGGGUGAACAGAACAUUAUACCAAACACAGACCAUGUGACCUGUUUCUACCAGCCAGCCCCAUACCUUGCUGAGCACACAGCCCCCUAUCUGGCAGAACCUAGCUACUGCAGCUACUACAUACCACAAGGGGGAUCAACUCUGCUGUACCAACCGUACCCUUUACACCUCCACCCACAGACUGGACUAGUCUGAGACGACGUGCAUUAAACUCACAAAAGAUUGAGGAGAAUGGGCUCACCAUGAGGGAAGAGCUGGAGAAUGGAAAGAAAAUAGUCCAGGGAUGAACGGUUUGGUCUAUAAUAGACCUGUGUGGGUGGGAUUGAGUGGGUUUUACAGUAAACUUCUUGAGAACUCUAUAAGGUUCUAACAUGAUUAUAUGUAAUUAUAUCUGGGCUUUGUGGGAAAAUAAUAAUUCUUCCGAUAUUGUUCAAAUUCCAUAAAAUGCCGUAUGCACUGCAUGAGUCAUAGGUCUUUGGUCUCCCUGGGAGACCAACUGUGCUGUUGACAUUCACACACAUCCAAACACAUUAUUCAAACACGCACGCACUGACAUGCACCCACAAACACACUUGCAGGUUCUUAAAUUGUCGUACACUCUUUUCAUGUUCUUACUGUGUUGUUCUUAAUACGUUUGUUCGGAACGUGGACCUUGCCUGUGGUUGAUAUUGUGCAUGGAUACGUUAGGACUGUUUUUUCACUGCCAAAUACUGUGUGACUACUAUGCUUCUCAGACAGUUUCAUGUAACUUUGUCUGUCCUUUACAAAAGGGAUAUAUUAUGGGG
Fundulus heteroclitus (mummichog) is the source of this 4507-nucleotide messenger RNA. RefSeq names its product formin-like protein 20 (gene tent5d). The record is from RefSeq and is a predicted model, not a curated record. Bases 321 to 3917 code for a protein of 1198 amino acids. Gene Ontology annotation, molecular function: RNA binding; poly(A) RNA polymerase activity. NCBI's taxonomy places the organism in Eukaryota, Metazoa, Chordata, Actinopteri, Cyprinodontiformes, Fundulidae. Gene Ontology annotation, biological process: mRNA stabilization. The transcript is spliced from 3 exons.